CGCGUGCGUGCGGCAGUGCGGACUGUUUUCCUUCAGGCUCCAUCCUCAGCGCCAUGGUUUCACCCUCCUGAGGCUCACCUAAGGCCGGGUAAACCCUGCGCCGCAGCGCGCUGUUCCGGAGCUCCGGUCUGGUUCUCAAAGCGGGGAGAGGCGGGCGACGAGGCCGAGGACAGAGGCUCAAACAGUGUGGAAAAUACAACAUGGAGACGGUGAUGGAGAGAGAGUGCAGCGCGCUAGGGGGCCUCUUCCAGACCGUCAUCUCCGACAUGAAGGGCAGUUUUCCGAUUUGGGACGAUUUCAUCAACAAAGCUGGAAAACUGCAUUCCCAAAUCAGAGCGACGGUUGUGGCCGUAGCUGCUUUUCUCGAUGCCUUUCAGAAAGUGGCCGACCUCGCCUCCAACAGCAGAGGAGGGACGAGGGACUUAGGCUCGGCUCUGACCAAAAUGUGUCUGAGACAUCGCAGCAUUGAGACCAAACUCAGACACCUGUCCAUGGUGUUUGUGGACUGUCUCAUAAACCCUCUUCAGGAGCAGAUGGAAGACUGGAGGAGAACCACCAGCUCACUGGACAAGGACCACGCCAAAGAGUAUAAGAAGGCUCGUCAGGAGAUAAAGAAGCGUUCUUCAGACACUCUCAAACUGCAGAAAAAAGCAAAGAAAGUUCGUGGGGAGCAGGCCGCCUUGGACAGUGCGAUUCAGUUGGUGUCGGGUCAGUACCAGGUUUUGGAGGAGGCUGAGACCUGUGCAGUGAGGAGAGCCCUGGUGGAGGAGAGGGGGAGGUUCUGCUGCCUCGUGUCCAUGCUCCGACCCAUCAUGGACGAGGAGGUGUCUUUACUCGGGGAGAUGUCUCACCUCCAAAGUCUGAGUGAAGACCUCAGGACUCUGAGCAUGGACCCCCACAAGCUGCCCCCCUCCUCUGAACAGGUGCUCACAGACCUGAAGUCCUCAGACUGCUCCUGGUCCUUUCAGUCUCCGCCCUCGUCUCCAAGCUCCACCUCCAGGAAGUCCAGCAUGUCCAGCUCGGUGAACAGUGUGAGCAGUGGGGACUCGCGCUCCUCUGGCUCUCCUCACUUCCGGUUCAGAUCUGGAUCUGGUCCAGUCCAGAGUGGCUCGGUUCGACUCUCUUCCGUCUCAUCCCAUGACUCUGGAUUCAACUCCCAAGACUACAGCUCCCGAAGCCCCAGCGCCACGGCCCCGCUGUCGGUGAGCGCUCUAAAGAGGAGCCGCACUGCAGAUCCCAUCAGCCACCCGAGCGAUGACAUCGCUGCAGGGGAGGAGCCACGACUUGGGCGACAUCUUACAGUCCAGUCCAAAGACCACAAGGACCCCAGGGAGGAGCUGGUCCAGGCUCUGACCCGAGGAUUAAACCUGGACUCUAAGGGGUCUUACAGGGACUCAGCCUACAGCAGCCAGACCCACACCCCAUCCUGCUCCGAAGACCAGACAGGCUCAGAUGGGGAUAACUUCUCAGUGAAUUCUGAAGCCGAACCUCAGACUCCGGAUCAGGAAAAGUCCGGUUUUCCUCGGAAUCCCGACCAGUCCCUGUCGUAUCGGAGACUGUACCAGACUAAAUGCACCUCCUCUGUGCCAACACCAGGGGUCGCCACCAUCCGCCGCGCUCCCUCCUCCAAACCCAGCCUCCGAAGGCCCUCUUUGAGUCUAAACCUGGGACUAAACCUGGGACUAAACCCAGGUCCCGUCAGACCGCCCAUGAUCCCCGUCAAAACCCCCACCGUCCCGGACGCAAGGGAGCCGCCCAGCCCGCCGCCGCAGCCCUCCACUCGGGCAGAGGCGGAGCGAAGGGCCCCUCUGCUUCCAGAGCUCUUGGAGGAAACAGAGACGGAGGAUUAUCUGGUCCUGAUCCGACGAGGGGUCAAACUUAAGAGGAAUCGAGACGUGAGGGAUCGGUCAGCGCCGGCCAUUCACUGAAACCAGAGGGAAAGGUUCAAAUGGAAAAGUGUUAACCACCAGUUUAAAGUGCA
Periophthalmus magnuspinnatus is the source of this 1981-nucleotide messenger RNA. RefSeq names its product protein MTSS 2-like. Bases 201 to 1928 code for a protein of 575 amino acids. The record is from RefSeq and is a predicted model, not a curated record. Gene Ontology annotation, cellular component: cytoplasmic side of plasma membrane; actin cytoskeleton. Gene Ontology annotation, biological process: positive regulation of actin filament bundle assembly; adherens junction maintenance; plasma membrane organization. NCBI's taxonomy places the organism in Eukaryota, Metazoa, Chordata, Actinopteri, Gobiiformes, Gobiidae. The transcript is spliced from 12 exons. Gene Ontology annotation, molecular function: phospholipid binding; actin binding.